Molecule: messenger RNA, 2945 nt
Organism: Mytilus trossulus (common blue mussel)
Lineage: Eukaryota; Metazoa; Mollusca; Bivalvia; Mytilida; Mytilidae
Product: peroxisomal sarcosine oxidase-like
Exons: 12
Coding region: 136-1494 (452 amino acids)
Cellular component (GO): peroxisome
Molecular function (GO): L-pipecolate oxidase activity; flavin adenine dinucleotide binding; sarcosine oxidase activity
Source: RefSeq, a predicted model, not a curated record
UACAGAGGAUUGUUUGCAAAAGAAGAGCUACGUCAGCAAAGUUGUAUCAAUUACUCUGGAAAACAGAAAGACCGACAGACACUUUUGAAAACAACUUAUUUGAGAUAAAGUAGACAAGAGCUAGCUGACACUAUAAUGGCGAAGGAAGGUGCCAGUGAAUAUUGUUUUAAAACCUACCAAGGGGGUAAUGAGUUAUAUGAAUGUUUUAUUAACGACAAAUUAUCCACUGUCGAAAUCAUCGUAAUUGUUGUCGUUUCUACUAUUCUUCUAUUAUUAUUAGGAUGUUUAGUAAGGCAACUUAACAAGAAAAACACCUCCAUCAACGAGAAAAACGAAAAUAGAUCAGAAAUAUAUGACGUAAUAGUUGUGGGAGGAGGUAUCAUUGGGAGGUCCACUGCUUUGAGACUAAAAGAAACUAACACAAAGGAUAACAUUGUACUAAUUGAUCAGUUUACAAUGCCAAAGUCUCGUGGUAGCUCUAAGGGUCGCAGUAAAGGCAUCCAAAGAGCAAAUUGGAAUAAAAUAGAAACCUGUUCAAUGAAGAACAUGAAGGACGACUCAAUUUCCGAAUGGGAACGUCUAAGCCGUAGUUGUUCUAAGCCGAUAUUAACAAAAAGCAAUGCAUUAUUUAUUGGAGCAGCAGAAAGUGCUUUUAUGAAAAAUACUCUUACAUCUUUAAACAAAUAUCCAGAGAAUAAAAAGAUGAAAUGUAUUGAAAUGCUUCAACAGGAAUAUCCAAAAAUAAAUUUUAGUGACAAUUGCGCGGGCAUUUUGGAUGAAUCGGAGCUAUGUCUCGAUGCGGAGGAGAUUUUAAAACAAAAAUUGGAAACAUUUUUGGAGCUCGGUGGUAUAAAAAGGACAGCAAAGAUCAUAAAAGUUAUUCCAGGUGCUACUAUUUCUCUUCAAACCGACUAUUUUGAAUACAGAACAAAACAACUUGUGGUUGCUACUGGUCCGUGGUCGUCAUCUUUUCUGGAUGAAUUAGGGCUUGACAUUAAAUUAACAAAAAAGCAUGCAAUGGAAGGGUAUUGGAAAAUAAAACCAUGUCCAGAAACUGUAUGCCCAUCAGUAUUUGAAUAUAAAGACAAAUCGAUUUUCUGGACAAAUUAUACAACAGAAUAUGGUCCGUCUUUGAAGCUCGGGUUUGCCGGAAAAGAAAUAAGCGAAGAAGAUCUAAAGAAUGUCGAAACCAUGCACGACAAAGAAAUGGUAGAUUCUAUGGCAAAGUAUGCUAAAACUAAAUUCAGCAGAUUGAUAACAGACGAUGAACCUUUUUUGGUACAAAAUUGCAUGUAUACGUUUACCAAAGACAGGAAACCUAUAAUCGGGCGCCACCCUGAAUGGGCCAACAUCUUUCUUGCAGUUGGAAUGUCAGGAACAGGAUUUGGUUAUUCGCCUGCAAUUAGUAAUAUUGUCUGCGACUUGGUCGUAGGAAAUAAACCAAAGUAUGACAUAUCUGAAUUCAACCCUACUAGAUCCAGUUUAAAGACUUAGAAAAAUAAUCUGUUACUUACAUGUUUGUUCUUAUUCCUUUUAGUAAUAAUUGCUUCUGAUAAACUGAAUGUGAUUUUUUUGUGACAACGAAGGUGAUAAUUUUUUUUUUUCUAAAAUACCAAGUCUAAAUAUAUGUUGUCAACAUAGGAAAUGCCACAUUAUACAGAAGUUAUUUCAAUUAUUUGUGUAGUUUUAUACAUACCUCUUACGUUAGUUAAAUCAUUUAUGGUUUUCAAACUGUUAUCUUAUUGUGAUUGGGUGUAGUAAUAUUUUGAUUGACAAAAACUAUUUGACAUUUUGUUAUUCAACCGUUUGUCAGUAUAACUAAAUAAAGUAUGAAAUCAAUGAGGCAUAUGGAUUUUCUACCAUGAAACUUCGUAGAUAUUUGGAUUGACAAUACUGCAAUAAAUGGUUCUGUUUGUACCCGCAUUCUGUAGCUCAAUGGCUAUGGAUAAUAAAGGGACGACGAAAGAAGAGAAGUCAUUAACCAGAAAUGCAAUGCAUUUGUUCCAAAUAUAUAAUUGUAAUUCGUUGAUUCAAGUCACUUUCAAUUAUAUUUUCAAGUUGAUAAUUUACGACUGUCCCAACAAUGAAUAUUGCUAAUAACCAAAAUUAACGUUAUGAUAAGCAUGAUAAGUUUACAAGGAUCCGAAAGGCAUAAUGUGUAUACAUCGGUAUUUCCUAAAUUCCGUCCAAUAUCACCAGAAUUAUGUGUCCACAUGUUUAUAGAUACAUCCAAUGUAUCAGACCAUAUUACAAGUCAAUACAUAAGGUCCUGAAUUAAGUAAUUCGAAAUCAAGAUACAUCGUUCGAUGUGUUUGAGUUUUUGGUUUUGACAUUUGAUAAGGUACUUUCCGUUUUGAAUUUUCAUCGGGGUUCAGUUAUCUUGUUAUUCUACUUUAAACUAUUUCAAAUGCAAAGUGGAAUAUAAUCUUUACGGUGAUUUCUUCACAACUGAUACAUUGCUCGUUUCUAUUGGUUGUUUGAAAAACAGGAUAAAUAAUCCUUUAGAUCUUAAAAUGUCUAUUUUUGUUAAAUCUUUUAGAUGAACUUCAUUGUAAAAGAGACAGGUUUUGCAGAUCGCCUAGACUAUUUUUGAUAAAAUUUAAAAUUUCUACUUAAAUUAUAUACAGACAUUUUUUUAAUCUUUUACAUAAACAUUGGUAAAAAAGUAUCUUAAUUGGAACUAUAUUGGUAGAAUACUAUUCAUAUUCUAUUGCGGUGGUGGAACUAUAAUAUUCUGUUUCUCCUAAUAUGGAGGUGUGCUUAUAUUGACAAAAUCCAUUGGAUGCAGAAUGCAGAAUACAGAAGGAAAUGUCGUAUGAAUAAAAUAAACUAUUCAUACACAUUUUACAUUUAUGUGUUUAAUAUCGUGUAGAAUUCUUCUUUUUUUGAUGGGUUUAUUAAUGAUAUACAGGUAAACGUUUUUGAUAUCCAUGUGUUUGCUUUUC